UGGAAAACAUGAAAAGAAAAAACUAUUGAAACAGUGGGAUACAUCUCUUUUUAAUGGUGGCGUAUAACAUAUAUGUGGAAUCCAUUCAAGCUGAACGGCUGCUUGCUUCAGUUCUGCAGCUUCUUUCAACGUAGCAACAUCGUUUGUUCCGCCCAACCUCGUCCCCUGCUCUCUCUCCCUCUCGCAGGACUCCCACCGCUGCAACCAUGCAAUCCCUUCACUCACCGACCCUCCGAGCUUCCCCUCUCGACCCAUUCCGCAAGCAUUUCCACCACCACGCCUCCACCCCGCACACACCUCCCUCCAGGAUCUCCUUCAUUUCCGCCUCCUCCUCCACCUCCGCCCCUAAGCGAGAGAAAGACCCCAAAAAGCGUGUCGUCAUCACCGGAAUGGGCCUUGUCUCCGUCUUCGGCAACGACGUCGACGCCUACUACGACAAGCUCCUCGCCGGGGAGAGCGGCGUCAGCCUCAUCGAUCGCUUCGACGCCUCUAAAUUCCCCACCCGUUUCGGUGGCCAAAUCCGCGGCUUCACAUCCGAUGGCUACAUCGACGGAAAGAACGAUCGCCGCCUCGAUGAUUGCCUCCGCUACUGCAUUGUCGCCGGCAAGAAGGCCCUCGAAGAUGCUGAUCUCGGUGGCGACAAGCUUUCCAAGCUUGAUAAGGAGCGAGCUGGAGUUCUAGUUGGAACCGGUAUGGGUGGUCUUACAGUUUUUUCUGAUGGUGUUAAGGCUCUGAUAGAAAGAGGUUACAGGAAAAUAACCCCAUUUUUUAUUCCAUAUGCAAUAACGAACAUGGGGUCUGCCUUGCUUGCAAUUGAUAUCGGGUUUAUGGGCCCAAACUAUUCAAUAUCAACUGCUUGCGCAACAUCGAAUUUUUGUUUCUAUACUGCUGCCAAUCACAUCCGUCGAGGCGAGGCUGAUUUGAUGAUUGCUGGGGGAACAGAAGCUGCCAUUAUACCCAUUGGGCUAGGAGGUUUUGUUGCUUGUAGAGCUUUAUCUCAAAGAAAUGAUGAUCCACAAACUGCUUCUAGGCCAUGGGACAAAGAUCGAGACGGCUUUGUCAUGGGUGAAGGCGCUGGAGUAUUGAUAAUGGAGAGCUUGGAACAUGCAAUGAAGCGAGGUGCACCAAUUAUUGCUGAGUACUUAGGUGGUGCAGUCAACUGCGAUGCUUAUCAUAUGACUGAUCCAAGAGCUGAUGGACUAGGCGUUUCAUCAUGCAUUGAGAGUAGCCUUGAAGAUGCUGGUGUGUCACCAGAGGAGGUUAAUUACAUAAAUGCACAUGCAACUUCCACUCUUGCUGGUGAUUUGGCUGAGAUAAAUGCCAUAAAAAAGGUGUUCAAGAACACUUCAGAGAUCAAAAUCAAUGCAACCAAGUCUAUGAUAGGGCACUGCCUUGGUGCUGCUGGGGGAUUGGAAGCCAUUGCCACGGUGAAAGCAAUAACCACUGGGUGGUUGCAUCCUUCAAUUAAUCAAUUUAAUCCGGAGCCCUCAGUUGAGUUUGACACUGUUGCAAACAAAAAGCAGCAGCACGAAGUGAAUGUUGGCAUUUCAAAUUCGUUUGGGUUUGGGGGACACAACUCUGUGGUGGCCUUUUCAGCAUUCAAGCCCUAAACCAUCCUGGUUGUCAUCGGCAUCUUUUUGUAGGAGAGUAAUCUUUGCAUAUGCCAGGCUUAGAGAGCCUGCAUUCUUUCCUUUGUGACUAAUUGGAAGUUUGAGUGGCCAAUUGGCCUAUUAGACUUUGCUCCGAUUUUUAAUUAUAUUAAUAUUUAGAGAGUGGAUGUGCUGAAAUGGAAAAUACCACUUCUCUGGCCUUUGUGGUAGCCUCUACUAUGUUUUUGUGCCACUUUAUUAUUUUUAUUAAAGCUUUAUAUACAUUGUUGGCUCA
Messenger RNA from Malania oleifera, 1884 nucleotides. RefSeq names its product 3-oxoacyl-[acyl-carrier-protein] synthase I, chloroplastic. Bases 207 to 1610 code for a protein of 467 amino acids. Gene Ontology annotation, molecular function: 3-oxoacyl-[acyl-carrier-protein] synthase activity. Lineage: Eukaryota; Viridiplantae; Streptophyta; Magnoliopsida; Santalales; Ximeniaceae. The transcript is spliced from 7 exons. The record is from RefSeq and is a predicted model, not a curated record. Gene Ontology annotation, biological process: fatty acid biosynthetic process.